AUGUCUGUCCAGAAACACCCGGCCCAGACGAACGCCCCCCGGGCCCGCCGCCAGAACCACUCGUGCGACCAGUGCAGGAAGUCUAAACGCGCCUGCGAUGCCACCGCUGGGCAGCGUGCUCCGUGCUCCUACUGCGCCAGGACGAAGAAACGCUGCACGACCGAAUGGGCCCGGUCGCGCGCGCAAUCAGGCUUCAAACCAUCGCGCCAGCAGCCCCAUCUGGAUAUCUUGACCAGGGAAAUCCUGCCAUGGAUGGCCGACCAGCCUCAAGUCCAGGGAGACGUCAGCUCCUUGGAUGGCCUGCUCGACUUGAAUCCGGCUGAGGAUUUGCUAGGCUGGGACUGCAACCCUGCUGCGUCUGGGCCGUCGCUGAGCUACAACCUGCCAUCCCUUGAUCCAAUUUUCAACGAUCCCCACGCAGCGCAGGAAGAACCAGAACCCUUCGACGCUUUAACGCCCGCUCACUACGUGCCAAAUAUGCAGCUAGACUUCUGCAGUGUCCCCGACUCAACCCAGCUCCCAGACCUCGGGCUAGACCCAACCCCCAGUCACCAGUCAUGGCAAACCCCACUCUCCUAUAACACCCUGCAGUAUGCGUCGUCCAGCGACUCAAGACGCCCAAGCGACAUCGGCUGGAUGCCUUUCGCACAGAAAUCACCAGCCCAAACAAGCCCGCGCACGCACUCUCUCUCCCCCUUCUCCAUCGACCAGCAGAUGAUCUCCGCAUCAAACUCCCAUCUAACCUCAGCAAACCUCCUCCAGAUCUACCACGACGUGCUCGAACACAAUCUCUCCUGCUGGGUAACCGAGCAAACAUGCCCCUACAAACGCGGCUGGCAGGGAACCACGCCCAAAGCAGUCCCGGAAUGGGGCUCGUCCUGGUCCAACAGGAUCUACCAACGGACGAUAAAACUCGACCGCGUCGCGCAGUCAUGUAAACUAGUCAGCAUGACAAAGACCGAGGAGCGGUCCGCGUCCAAAGCGCUGCACCUCUCCAUCAUGGCAUUCGCGACGCAGUGGGCCCAGGGUAGUCAGCGGCACCGCGAGAAAUACACCAAUACGCUCUUCGACCCGUGUAGUAAUGGGAGCACUCCUGAAUUCGACCGCGUGCUCCAGAACCAUUUCUGGGAUCAGGCAAGGCGCGCUCUGCAGGAGGUUGCCGAUGUCGAGUCGUAUCAAGUCGCCUGCGCGGAGCUUAUCUUCGCCUUGACGCAGCGGCCGUGGGAGUCUGAACAGGAUGAAACAUACAACACGGCAACACAACGGCAACACUCCGAAUCAAGUACAGCAUUAUCGCGAGUCCGCGAUAUACUACAAAAAGACGGACCACCGGUACACGUCGAACGAGCAGCGCGGAAGAUGCACGCACUGAAAUACCGAUGCGACGCGAUCGAGACCGGACUUCGCAAGCAAGCCCACGACGGCAAAGAAGCAAUUACACCCAUGGACCCAGAGGAUCGAGCGUCAAUCAGCCUGUUAUAUUGGCUGGCGAUAAUGUUCGACACGGUCUCGGCGUCCAUGAACGAGCGCCCGGUCGUGAUCCAAGACGAAGAGUGCCAGCACGAAGCCGAAACAACCACAACCACAACCACAUCAACACCCCCAAAUAAAACUCAAGUGCAAUCCCGCUGGGACAUGGACCUCUUCGUCCCGGGCGGCCUCGACAAACUCACCCAAACGCACUGGCCAUGCACAUACUCCGCAGCCGCAGAAGACAUAACAAAAUCCGCCCCGGCAAAAGUCCUCCUCUUCCGCCACGUCUCGUACCUCCAAAACGCCGUCCGGAAAGGCGCAGACAGCAAACUAAUCGAAGACAUCAUCCGCAGCACAACAUCCCUAUACAACCACUGGAACAAGACCCACGGCGCAUUCUUCACGGAGAUGGUAGCCGAUUAUAACACCGUCCCGCAGCGCCUUCAGGGCUGGUUCGUGUGUAUCUCUGCCCAUUGGCAUUUAGGGACAUUGAUGUUCGCGGAUCUACUCGACUUCAUACACGAGAAUGGUCUAGGCAUGCAGGAGGCCACGGCGUGCCGGAUACAAGAGCAAAUCGCGCUUCAAAUCCGAACCCACAGUUCUGGGGAACUGGCGGAUCUCGCGCGCGUCGCUACGCCCGCGACUAUGGAUUCAGCCCUGGGUGUAUCUGUACCGCAGAUGCCUGAUUUCCACCACGCCGUGAACGAGGGGACGCUCCUUACAGAGCCGUGGACGAUGAUUCCGAUCCGGGCGUUUACGAAGGCCGGGCUGAUAUUUCUUGACGCAGCGGAGGAGUUGUCUCGUUUGAAUGGAGGGGUGUUUGUGCAUGAUAGUGAUGGCUUUGCGCGGAAUGUUGAGCAGGCGGAGGACUGUAUUAAGGGGUUGUGGCUGUUGGGGAAGAAGUCGGAUAUGGCGAGGAAAAUUGCAGAGACGCUUUCGGGGGCGUUGGCGAGAUUGAGGGAUGGGUUGUGA
Molecule: messenger RNA, 2445 nt
Organism: Aspergillus puulaauensis
Lineage: Eukaryota; Fungi; Ascomycota; Eurotiomycetes; Eurotiales; Aspergillaceae
Product: putative C6 transcription factor
Exons: 1
Coding region: 1-2445 (814 amino acids)
Biological process (GO): regulation of DNA-templated transcription
Molecular function (GO): zinc ion binding; DNA-binding transcription factor activity, RNA polymerase II-specific
Source: RefSeq, a predicted model, not a curated record